GUAUAUGCAAACACGCUUCAAUUUGCGAAAUCGUUGGCUUGACACUCUUAAGGCUGGAACGCCGACCAUGGACACAGAAGAGCCCACGCUGGGCGUUUGCAAUUUCAUGACAGCGUUCCUUCCUACAAGUAUGUCGCUAUAAUAUUAAAGCCUUAACAUUGGAUUUGCGUUGCUGCAGUAGCCCCCGCCAUGGUCGCAGUUUGGAAGGCAACUUCAGCAUUGCUACUUCACUUGUUGCUGCUACUUCGCUUGCAAGUCGUCAAUCCGCAAGUGGUUGACCUCUCUUACUACUGCUACUACUUCAUGCAAAGCUACGACGUCGAUGGGGCUGUGUAUUCUGGAGUUGACCUUACCCAAUAUGGUCGGAUCAGUAGUGGCGAGUCGAAUAGCGCCUACUUUGCUCGUCUUGCUCAGGCUUGCAACAGCUACGGGUCAUCCUGUCAAUCCUUCAACACAUUUGGGUGGCUUAAAAAAUGGGCUGCACCAUAUUGGGCCUACAGUGCUUCGUUUGUGAGCAGCGGUCAAGGUUUAUACGUGAAGACCACCUGCAGCCCCCCACCACCACCGAGCCCACCACCACCACCGCCGCCUAGCUAUACCACCAUCACCACCACCCAGCCCAGCACCUCCUAGCCCCUCGCCACCCAGCCCCGCACCUCCAAGACCGCCGCCACCCAGCCCACCGUCUCCACCUCCAAGCCCCCCAUCACCAGCUCCAAGACCGCCUCCUAGCCCCACUCCGCCGAGUCCUUCACCCUCUCCUCCACUGUCCCCUUAUCCGAGCCCUCCACCGUCCCCUGACCCGCCCUCGCCCUCACCGCCUUCCCCUGACCCGCCCUCGCCCUCACCGCCUUCCCCUGACCCGCCCUCGCCCUCACUGCCUUCCCCUGACCCGCCCUCGCCCUCACCGCCUUCCCCUGACCCGCCCUCGCCCUCACCGCCUUCCCCUGACCCGCCCUCGCCCUCACCGCCUUCCCCUCCACCCUCACCGGACCCGCCUUCGCCCCAACCACCAUCCCCUGACCCACCUUCACCGUCACCGCCGUCCCCGCCACCUCCCCCUGAUCCACCAUCACCCAGCCCACCUUCUCCGCCGCCCUCUCCUUAUCCACCUUCACCCUUACCGCCAUCACCGCCUCCCUCUCCUGAUCCACCAUCGCCCUUGCCACCUUCCCCUCCCCCGUCCCCCGAUCCACCUUCACCCUUACCGCCCUCGCCUCCACCAUCUCCACCGUCUCCUGACCCUCCAUCACCGUCCCCGCCCUCCCCGCCACCCUCUCCUGACCCACCCUCGCCCUUGCCACCAUCUCCUCCGCCCCCUCCUGAUCCACCUUCACCCUUACCGCCAUCACCGCCUCCCUCUCCUGGUCCACCAUCGCCCUUGCCACCUUCCCCUCCCCUGUCCCCCGAUCCACCUUCGCCCUUACCACCCUCACCGCCACCGUCCCCUGAUCCACCCUCUCCUUUGCCACCCUCUCCCCCACCCUCUCCUGAUCCACCCUCGCCGCGACCACCUUCCCCACCGCCGUCCCCCGACCCACCUUCACCCUUACCGCCCUCGCCUCCACCAUCCCCCGAUCCACCCUCACCGACCCCACCACCCUCUCCUGAUCCACCGUCGCCCUUGCCACCUUCCCCUCCCCCGUCCCCCGAUCCGCCUUCACCCGUACCGCCCUCGCCUCCACCAUCCCCCGAUCCGCCCGGACCGUCCCCGCCUCCCUCUCCGGAUCCACCGUCGCCCUUGCCACCUUCUCCUCCCCCGUCCCCCGAUCCGCCUUCACCCGUACCGCCCUCGCCUCCACCGUCCCCCGAUCCACCCUCUCCCUUGCCACCCUCUCCCCCACCCUCUCCUAAUCCACCUGCACCCUUACCGCCCUCCCCUCCUCCUUCUCCUGAUCCGCCCCCGCCACCUUCCCCUCCCCCGUCCCCCUUCCCACCCUUGCCCUUGCCACCCUCCCCUCCACCGUCUCCAGGCCCACCUUCAACCCCGCCACCCUCACCUCCACCAUCGCCCAUCCCACCCUCGCCCUCGCCGCCUUCCCCUCCACCUCCUCCUGAUCCGCCCUCCCCAUCUCCGCCUUCACCCCUGCCGCCUUCCCCUCCCCUUCUGCCCCUCCCACCCUCGCCUUCGCCGCCUUCUCCUGCUCCUUCGCCCCUCCCACCGUCGCCCUUGCCACCCUCCCCUCCGCCAUUCCCUAAUCCACCGUCUCCAGACCCUCCUUCUCCUCCGCCGUCGCCCUUGCCACCCUCGCCCUUGCCACCUUCUCCUCCACCUCCUCCUGAUCCGCCUUCACCGCCGCCCUCCCCUCCUCCGCCGUCGCCUGAUCCACCCUCGCCCUUGCCACCGUCCCCUCCACCUUCACCCUUCCCACCUUCGCCCUCGCCACCUUCCCCUCCCCCACUGCCACCUUCCCCCACCCCUCCGAGCCCUCUUCCCCCAUCGCCGUUUCCUCCAUCACCCUUUCCGCCGUCCCCUUCGCCUCCCAGUCCCGUUCCGCCUUCCCCUUGUCCUCCCUCCCCACCACCUUCUCCUCAAGACCCUCCCCCCCGCCCGCCUUCUAGCCCAGUGCCUCCCAGCCCACAUCCUCCUAACCCGUCGCCCCCAGCACCAUUUCCACCCAGCCCCUUACCGCCUGCUCCCCCGUCACCUCGACCACCCUCACCGCGUCCUCCACCUCCGAGGCCACCUCCCAUUCUUAUCUCCCCACCACCGCUAGCCCCCUCACCCCCACCACUGGCAUGGCUGCCAGCCGUUAGCGAGGAGCUGGCAUCGAGCCCAAACCAAACAGCUGCAGUGCUCAUCGUUGCUGUUUGCCUUUCCGGCCUGCUACCCUCAACUUUAGGAACUGAACCAGGCCAGGAGGCUAGAGGAACCCAGGCUGCACUGGCUUCUGCACUGGCAGCCGAGCUCCGCACAGCCGCUGGGGCGGCGCCCAACGCCGGGACAACCCAGGUUGCCGCAUUGCUGGCAAUCCGUGGGACCUCCUCACCAGCAGCAUGCGCCGCGUCCUCACCAACUCCUGUUGCUGUGCCUUCCGGAGGGAAUGUGACCCCUUCGGCCAGCACUAGCAGCAGCACAACAGCCGUUACCGUCUGUUUACAGGUAUCUGCUGUCGCAGACGCACCAUGGAUAACCCCAGGCAACCUGAGUGCGGCCCUCGGCUCACCUGCUGUGGUGGCUGCACUGCCGGCGGGUGCGGCUGUGUCCCUGGCUUCUGCAGCGCCUGCAGACCGGGGCUUGCCCUCCAGUUACACGCCCCGGGGGGACACCGCUGCUCCGCAGCUGCGGCUGCUAGGCGAGCAGGACGUGACAGUGACAGUGCUGGGAGAGUAUCAGGAUGAAGGAGCUACUUGCGUGGAUGCCUCCGAGGGUUUCAUGACGGACUCAGCGGUCGUAACGGUCGGCCUGCCAAUCAAUACCUCCCAGGCGACCCCGCCCGGUGUCCCAGCCGUCGUUCUGUACGGCUGCGCUGACGCUGCCGGCAACGCAGCAACGCCUGUUGUACGGAGGGUGACCGUGUCCGACCCCUGCCAAGAGUAUGGAGAGGCCACGUGCUCUGAAACGGGCUCAUGCAGUGUAGGAGGCAGCUGUCAGGCGCGGGUGAUUAGUACCUUGAGCUUUAGCUCCACAGCAACCACAAAAGCUGCAGACACAAGCUCGUCAUUUGCAGAUGCCUCGACGAAAACUAUAUCGUCAAUAGUUGCUAUCACGGCCGCGAAGGUUGUACGUUCACCCGCUGUUGUAGACCACACGCCACCCACCAUCAUCGUUCUUGACCCUAGUACGACAUAUAAGCCUGGACAGGGCUACUCAACAGAGGCCGGCGGGAUUGGCCGAAUCACAUUCAUUCUUGUCGGCUCAGACUUUGUUGAUCCUGGAGUAAGGGUCGUGGAUGACGUGGAUGGUGACAUUAGCGCCUCAGUGGCCCGUUCCCACCCCACUGGGUCCCCCCUGGACACGCGUGUGCCCCGCAAUGAAUCCGAUCCCUAUGUAAUUACCUACAUUGCCACGGAUUCAGCGGGCAAUCGCGCUGUCGCCUUCCGCCGCGUCUACGUGGUUUGCCCUGAUGGAGAGCGUGUGUGCAGUACUUUUGAAACCAGUAACGGCUUGCCGGCCUGCAGCAUUGGUGGGGGCAUGUGCGGACCCACGCCAGCGCACGCUAUCAGUAGCAGCGCAGCGGCCGUCAGCAACACGCCACCGGUAGUUACGCUACUCGGUAAAGCCCUUGUCGCAAUGGUGGCUGAUGGCGGCGGUGGGUAUGGACCUUGCACACAGUUCUCAAGCACAAUGGACCUCUGUGACCCAGGGGUCACUGCCACGGACGUUGAGGAUGGCAACCUGGGCCCACAAGUACGCGCCUGCGGAGAAUUGUACAACAUAGCUUUAAGCAAUGGUGGCAGCAGCCGCAGUAGUAACAGCCUCGCGGCAUGUAGAAUUAACACCGCAGUGGCAAGAGAGUACCAAAUAAACUACACUGUCACAGAUUCAGCCGGUGCAACGGUUUGGACCGCUCGCACUGUGAGGGUGUGUCCUGGGAGUGAGGUGGUCUGCUCAGACCAAUCCUGCUCGCAAGAUGGCAUCUGCUUGGGGACAGACCUCCCAUCGUCCAACUUGCCGUCAACUAUACCUGUAGCCUUUACCGCCGCCAAGUCCCCUACGCUAACGCUUCUAUCAAAUGACGUGGUCAACGGCAGCGUGAACUUGCCAAGAGGACGUACAUAUCACCUGUGCGCAUUUGGAGAGGCGGCGAUUGCUGAGGCGUUAUGUGACCCAGGGGUCGUUGCCACCGACAGGUUGGGCGUCAACAUUACCGACCAAGUGUACGCCUGUCCGCCAGAUGCGUGCUUUCUUAGAGGCGUUGCCUGCAUUGGACACGAGCUAUGGAAAAAGGGCAUCGAGGGCUGUGUGAACUCCAACCUGCCAGUUGGAUCUCAGCUUGAGGUCAACUUCGUGGUAUUCGACCCGUUGGCGGAGGUGCCACGCGCCACCGCAACUCGCUACAUCGCAAUAGCGAGCCCCUGCAGCAAUGCAGCGGAGGUAUACUGUUCAAAUGUCAAUUCUUGCGGAUCAGAUCCAUGCGAUGUACGUGACCAAAUGCGCGUCAUCACAAACAGUACUACAACAGUACCGCAAUCACCAGUCCUGCUGCUCGUCGAUGGCGGCGACCCAGCAGCAGUGGAAGCGCUGGCAACAUCACUCAGCGUUACUUCUCUGACGGCUCCCACCGCAGCGUUAAACCUAUUCAACGGCUCUGGCCCUUUGUACGACAACCAGCUGAAUACAAUCUUGCCGUACGGAAAACCUGCACCGUACUCACUAUUGCCGUGUAGUGACGUGCACAGCCUCGUCGGCUGCGGUGCGUUGGCUGUUGAUGCGACAGAUGGCGACAUAUCUGCAACCGUAUUGGUAUCUCCAGAGUGUCCUGCUGUUGAGCCAAGCGAUAAUAGCACCAGCGAUAGAUCAGCAAGCACUGAUUCGUGCGCCAAAUGCAGCGCUUGGGCCUUAAGCACUGGCGUUUGCGCCCCAGGCGUCUACGCUCUUAGGUACUCCGUGACGAACUUAGACUCCAAAAAGGCCUCUCUUCUGCGUGUCGUGACGGUGGAAGAGAGGGUGUCACUUACCUUCGCCCUCAAUGUUUCAGUGCCACUUUCUUUGUCGCUCGCACCCCCACCUCCGUCACCUCCACCUUCCAAUUCUACGCGUGGCGUCAGCAGUAUUGUUAGUUCCACGGAUACGGCUGCAGACCUUAAGAAUGCAGCCAACGCGUCUGCGGUGGCGUUCACAGUUAGUCUGUUGCGCGAUUCCAAUCUGCAGCGGCAGCUAGCCAGCGCCUUCCUGUCUACCUAUCGGUUCAACAUGUUGCUUGUACGACGCAUUAAUGUCACGACGGCUGCUGUUCUGUCUGCCAACACUAACCCCGUAUCUUCAGGACCCGCUACCGCAGCAGCUAUGUCCUGCAACGUCCACGUCAGGCUAACGAUAACAAUUGGCAUUCCCUUAACAUCACCGCUAUCUUUCACAGCUACUGAUGGCAGCCGCCGCCGCUUACAACAAAAUGCGGCUUUUCACGAAGCUGCCGUUCUCGGCAGUCUGCAGCCAGCCCCAAACCUAGAGGGUCGUGAAGUGCCACCCGCCGUAGGCGCUGCAACGCUUUCCUGCAACAUGCGACAUUCCGAGCCUGAAACUGGCCAUCCUGACAGCACACCGGAACCUGCAGCUCAGGCCCCAACGGCUACACCAAACCAUAAAGCCAGACACCUACACCUAGCGGCCAAGCUUCCAGCCAACGCCCCCGUGGACGGGGAGCUAUUUGCUGUUUCUGAGCAAGUGGAAAUUGUAGGGCAAUUGAGGAUGGAUGCAGGGUCGCCGUCCGUCAGGCGGAACUGGCCAUGGGCUGGUAACCAGGAUGGAGGCACCGGUGUCAGUAGCAGGUUGUUGCCGUCAGGGACUCGGUCAUUGCUAGAUUUUGCGAGUUCAUGCGAAGGAGCAGUGGCAGCUCUGCUGGCCCUAUUUAACGCUACUAGGGCGUCUCCUUCGCCUUCUUCUCUCUUCUAUGACUUCUCAAGCAAUGGUCCGCUGGUUAUCACGUGUGAUACACCCUCAAUCGACUCCAACUUAACAUCUCUGGCGGAGGCCACAGGUGUCGUGUCAGCAAUGCUGGACUUGGCUUUAACGGUUCAUGGUGAUGAGAAAACGGCUGGCAGUACUGUCUCCCAAAUCGACAGUUAUGAUGACAUCCUGCAAUCAUCUGCAGAAAAAGCUAUCCAAGAGCUACAUGACGUUGCUAUAAGCGCAGUCGCUAACAGCACCACAAAGUCAAACACUUUAGUGCGGCUAUUAAAGAAUGCGACCACUGAGGACGGAAGCUCGGCAGCUGCAGCGAACAACACGUCAAUCCUGCUGCAAACAUCGACCGCAGAAAUGGACGACUUGGCGAGCUACACGCUGAUGACCGCACAAGAGGUCAUAAACAGCCUAGGUAGUCGCGCACCCGACCUUGACUCUGAUGAUAUGGAGGAGUUACAGAGUUGCUUGGGGUUGAGGGGAAGUGGCCGCAGCAUGCGAAUUUCAUUCAGCGUGGCUGCGGGUUUCUCACCACCAUCCCCGGCUCCUGCAGCACCUCCUUUUCAGCGCCGUCAGAGGCAGCUCCUGGUUGUCAGCGGCGGCGGUGCUACUUCUUCUAACCGCAAGACAGACUAUGUUGCAGGCUACCCACUUCAGAAACGUCUUUUCGCAGAUUCUUCGUAUAUUAUAACGGGAGAUGAGUUAGCAGUAGCAGCACCAAGGUUUGUGGGCCAAUCCGGCUCGACCGUUGUGGCAGGCCUCUUCUUGUACCAGCGUCGCAUUGCAGCAAAAGGCCUACUGGAUCUGUACGGGGGAUGUUGUAGUGGGGGCACCUUCGCCAGUGGGCUUGCCGUAUCUUGCAAUCCUAUUUUCAACAAGACGCGAGCAGUUACUACAAGUGGGGCGACAGCACAACUGCGGCAGGAUAUGUUGGCUGGCAUUGGCGUUGAUGCCGCUUUCAUAACUAGGUCAAAGCUUUACAGUGCCGAACUCGUGUCUCGACCUGGUGACUACUACAACGUGACCCAAGGGUCGGGUGAUCUCAACCCGCAUGGUGUGCCUUACGGGUUUUUCCAGUCCGCUGUGCCGCUUCCUGGCGUGCCUGCUGAUGCCUAUCCCUUGCUAAUUGACACUGCUCUUGGUGAGCAGCGACUCCAGAAAAUUCUUUUGGCAUUAAAGGACGGUGCCUACCUGGAUUCGGAGUUGACCGAGAGCCUUACAGCUCAGCUAGUGACGUACAGUCCUGAUCGUCACGUCUUCGGCUACUGGCGCGCUCACUUCCGCUGGGGUGCUGAGGGAGUUAUUCAGGGCUUCAUGACUGUGCAGGGGCUGCCAGCCGUCGAUUGGAAGCUCUCUUUGGAGUCCGGCCACGCCCUGCAAGUGAUUUCGGACCUGCUGCUGGUGCUUCUGGUGGUUACCUACUGCACACUGACACUCCAAGACCUCAUAGCUAGUGCGCGGGAACAACGUGAGCGAGCUCGUGUAGCGCAUUUAAUGGUUGAAGCUUACAUGAGGAACGUUGAUGGGUUUAGCCACGACAGCAACAACUUAACUCCCCAAAGGCCCAGGAUAACUCCUAGUAACAAGGCUACAUCCUUCCUAGUUCGCUUCCAUUCAUCAAGCUCAUUGUCAAGAGGCCCCUCUGGACAGCAGAAUAGCUCUCCUACAUCGCCUUCAAGGGUGCUGCUAGAAGCAAGGGACGUCCCACCACUAACAGAUGCGUCGUCCAGCUUGUACUCACCGUUGCCCGACUCGCCCGUGAUCAGUCCUGGGAAGGGUCUAUCGGUGGCCAUGCCUGUUGGUGCCACAGCCGUUGCAACAGUGGGCCGUGGGUCAAUUAUCGGUAGCCCAACUGCUCGCAGUCCUUGUGACAACAGUGAAUCCGGCAACGGCAGAAGUCGCUGGCGAGCCAGGGUUUGCAGCGGAGAACGACAUGCCUAUGAAGCUGCUCAGGGCGACCGAUCACGGGAGGGGCCUAUUUGCGAGUCAACUUUGCCAGGAGAAACCUCAACACCGUCGUCCUUGAUGGCCCUAGACAACCCCGCAGGGAUUCUCAAUGGUGCUGAUCCGCCAGUUGCAACCAUGUCCCAGUUUAGAGGUAUCCCAUUGGAGCUGAGGAGAGCUAGGAGUAGCGCUAUGGGUGCCCAACACCACAACACCAGCACCACUGGUAGCGGCCCUACAAUGCUUAGCAGCCCGUCAGCCGUCUCAAACAGUGCAGUAUCCAUGAAGCUUCGUUCAGGUGCUUCUGAGAGCAACCGCACUGUUUUGGAGGCGGAUGACCGAAGAUUGGAGGCGCCGGUGUCGACGCACAAGAAGCCCCUGGUGACACUGACGGCGGACGGAGAAGAGGAGGUGCACGUCCAGAACAAGGACGGAGGAGAACUGGUGGUCCGCAAGUACGAGGCCCGCAUCACAACCUUUUGGGUGGCCUUUGAAAUAGCGCUUUGCAGCAUUAUGAUGGCGUGCCUGGUGACACUGUUCGUAUAUUCCAUAAAGACGGCAAGCAGGGCGCCCAUUGAGUCGAGGUACGAUGUGUACGAUGCCCCGAAGUUCGCUCAGACACGUUUCUUCAUGUUGCGGCGUAACAACGCCACCUCCACGGUGACCAAUUCCACCACGGACCCCUCAUCCGCCACACCUGGUCCCGGGGACGCGUUUCGGUGGGCAGUCCCUGAGGACCCCAGCGGGCUGCAGCAGGUGGCUGGCAUGCAUGACGGAAUUAACGCCAUGCGUGAGCUGUGGGCGCUGUACAACACAUUGCAGGGCAUUGUAAUGGUGCUUCUAAUCAUGCGCUGGGUGCACCAUCUUUCCUUCCAGCCACACCUCUCCGUCAUCGCCGGAACCCUAGCGCGUAUGCUUCCUGACCUGGCUACGUUUGUGGUCACAAUGAUAAUCGUCCUCGUCAUGUUUGCCAGCCUGCUACAGCUCAUGUGGGGCAAUGCAUCCCAGGAACUGUCGACGAUAUCAGAUGCAUUAAUUUGGGCGUUUUCGUACAGCAUUAAUGGUGCUGGGUCCGACACCCUGAACGCGGUUGUCAUGAACCCCGUGAACCAAGCAAAUGCAGUGUACAUCGCUCUGGGGUGGACUGUCUGCAUUUGUGGUCCAUUACUCUUUUACUUCACGUUAAUCAACUUCAUCCUCGCACUGCUGUUCUUCCCAUUCGCCCACCUCAAGGCUGCUGUCAAGUACGAGCCAUGGGUAUGGGAGCAACUACGCCGACUGUUUGUGUGGUACUGGCAGUGUCUUAUCCGCAAAGCUCCAGGAAACAAAGACAUGGUGAACCUGGUGGCCCAAAUGCUGCGACGCGAGGUUCUAAGCUCAUCCAGGGCGAUCUUCAGCCACCUAAGGAUUAGUCAACGUGCCAAGCAAAAACCCUUGGCAGAUCCGUAUGAUGACGUGGGCGCCAAAACUCCGGGGCGGGACUUGGGCCCUGGUAAACAUUUUAGCAGGGCUGCUCGUAUUAAAGUUAAUGGCGAGGAUGUCAGCGCGCUGCAACUGGAGGCGAUGCUUCAAGCGUUAAGCAGCCGCCACCGUCAGGACCCUGGUCAUCCCAAGGACACCAGCAGCCAGCAGAGGGCCAAGUCCUUUUCUUCCCUGCUGGUCUCCCCAUUCACAACAUCCUUCGCCGCAUCGGCCUCAUCACCAUCUCCUUCGUCCCGAAACUCCUUUCUUGUGGCCAUGGUGGCUGCACAGCUGCUUCAGAGGUUGGGCAAAGCGCCUACCCAUGACGAUGCGGACAGGAUAACGCCGCAUGACGGCGAGGUGGAGCAGGCAGGAACACCUGAUAAGACCGUGUCUGAGACGGACGUCAAGCUGUAUGCAACGCCGUUGGUAGUAAAGGUCAGGCCGGGACCUGUGGCAGAAGGCUUUGGGGCGUCACCUGAAGAGUUCAAUGCUCAGGAGCAGGAGGUGCACCUUCCUGCCAGCAGGCGGGUGUCCAAGGCAGUUUCCUUUGCUGCUAAGGGCAACGACAUCAUGGCAUCAGCCACAAUGUGGAGCACCCGCUUUGCAGAGGGGGACGUCCUCCUGCCUGGCAGCGCCACACCAUCACCCGCAGUGCUGGACCCAACAUCCGAUGGUUUGAUGCCAGUCGUCACUGCUAGGAUUACUAUGAAACCUGAGCCUGGUGACCAAGGCGAAGGGAAUGUUAGCGGCGAUGGUGAGGCUUGGAAGUGUGGUGUAGGAGGAUCACCUCUCCUGGCCGCCGCUGGUCAUGCUGCAGACGGCUCGGCCCGACCGCAUGCAGCAGCACGUCUUGGCGCAUCCCUUUCUGGACAGACACCUGUUCCCCUAGCGAGGAGGGCGUCGCAGGGCACCUUGACGUCUAAUUUUGAGAGGCUCUUGCAGCAAACACCGCCUAGAGGGCGGCUGCUGAUGCACUCAGGUGUUGGAGGCCAUGUUCCUCCUUCCCAGCAGGCCAGUUUGCAGCCAGCGGUUUACAACCGUGUUUCAGCUUGGUCCUGUGGCGGUGCAGCAGACAGCGAGACGGACCACACUGCUGCACGAGUGCAGCGCCUCCUGAGGAAGGUCGGCAGUCGUUCUUCAUCGGUGGUUUUCCCGCAGCGCGGGUUGCAGGCGCCGCUGGAAGGCCAGGCUGUAAACUCCGUCGAGGCAGAUCUGGCCGGCGGCAGGGAGCUGGAAACCGUCACCACAGCACCACCACUUGGGGAUGGCCCCAGCGGCCAGCUGGGACAGCUGGACACGUGUGGAGCAGCCUGGAUCAACUCUGUGGAACCGGUCAUGGACCAGGAGGGUCAGGCAAAGCAUCCCGAGCAGCAGCAGGAGAAGCAGCAGCAGCAGCAGCCGCAGCGGCCGUUGUGGCAGCAGUUCCUGCAGGAAAAGCCGAGUGGUGAUUUUGUAGCGCCGUUUGUUCCUCCGCAGCGAAGAUGGGGCGCAUUGUUGGUGGCUGCCGCUAGCAGUGCUGCUGCCAGCGUGAACCCGAGUACAAGCUCUCCAUCGCGUCUUAGCGUGGUGUCCACAGCAGUUCCACCCAUGAGUGCGCUUAACACCGAUUCAGCAGGCCGCCAGCAGCCAGGAGGCACCGGACGCUCAGUGACACCUUUAGAAGAUACAAACGGUGUUGCAUACUCGGAGCGGCUCGAGUCAUUUUCAGCACCGGAAGACCAAGCCAUUGCACAAGGGUCCAAGCCACUGCAGCAAGUGAGCAUGAUUCAUCAGAUGCGGCCACCAGCAGUGCCUUGGGUUGGCGACAGCGACACCUUCAGACGUGUUGCUGCAGCCGCCGCUGCUGUUGGCAUGGUCUCCAUUGUUCUUUCAGCUGUCCAGGCCUUGUUGCAGCAGUACGAGUCCCUACGUGUGGAGCAGGCGUCACUGCAAGAGGAGCAGCAGCAGCUGGCUGAUAGCAUAGAGCAUUUACUGCGUUUAGUCCUGCUAAGGCGCAUUAGGAGGUGGCGGUUGAGUAGGCUUCGGAAUUUAUCUUGCAAGUAAGAUUGGUAGCUGCAAACCCUUCCAUCUAUGUUCGUGGUGACUUUGGGGGAGGGGGGUAAGUACCUUUUGCGAUGUGAGGUUAUUACCAAAUGCGUGGCUUUUGCGCUGUACGUGCUGUUUGCUCUGUUGCUGGUUUAUGUUGGGCCUGUCCUGGCUGUUGGUAGCAAACCUAUGCUGCAGUGCCGGUCAACAACCAUUGUGUGUUUAAAUUUCUGGCCGCGAGGCGAAACGUACUGUGACAACCAUUGUGUGUGCGCCCUAUGUCGGGAUAGCAGGAGUUUCUUACACCUUCAGCGAUGCAAUAUGUGCACACGGACCUCCGGUCAGUUGUUUGAGUGGCUGGCUUUGGUUCUGUGUUACCGGGUAAUGAGCGCCAUUGUCAUGUGUCUCGGCGUACCCGUUUCUUAGUUCAUAUGCAUUAUAAUACACAAAGGGCAAGCGAAAGGUUGGUGGAGUAGCCGUGGGUGUUGCUUUUUCAUCCGCACAGAAUGGUUUACGUGUGCCUGAGAGUGCAGAAGAGAUACAACCUUCAAGCCACUCGAAUAUGGUUGGCUUGCUUCUUGAAGAAAGGCAGCGGCAGCUGCACAGCACCGUAUUAAUUUAUACAGAUUGUCCGUAUCCAUGCUCUCCUUAGGUAGCGGGGUUCGUUCGCUGGAAGGCGGGCAUUGGGGGGUUUCCGCGUGUGAUUCGCUGCUCACCGGGUGCAUUCGAUUUCAUGUGUUUCCUGCCUUGAAAGAAAGGUAAUACCUGUCUUCUGGUAUGACAAUUGUUUCUGUUUUUUGGCCUGCCCUUGAUUCUAGACGCUCCGCCAGGCCGCGGCUUGGAAGCAAGGGAACAGCCUUAGUGAACACCCCGGCAAAUUGUAGAGAAUUUAGCGUGAGCUUUUUGGCAUCUUUUUCGUGCAAAAGGUUUGGAAUUUGAAUGUGUAUAUGCAAGUCACAAAGGCAACCUGCGAUGUGGCUCCAAGUCAAGAACGAUUGUUAUGAGUAGAGAGGAGUUUCUAGCUGCAGCGUUCGUCACAUAAUCAAUGCACACGUGUUUGUUGUAUUGUGAUGUUAAAAUAAUGAUGUGUAUAUGGGUGAGCAGUGAUAUUGGCCUGUGUCGUACAAAGUACAAAACAAGUUACAAAAAAGAGGCAUUAAGCGCAUGUCGAUAGCUUGCUACACGUUGGUAUCCGUUAGGUUGUUGUCGCGGUAAGGCCAGCAGCGUAGUUUAAUAGGGCCGACACCAAUGGCUUCGGUUUUGCCUUCCUUACUCAAUACACACAAUGGCCACGGAAUGCAUGAAAACAUAUGAAGUUGACGCUCUGUGUAAAGCAGCCGAGACUAUUGCUUCUAGCGGACUGAAACUUACUGCCAAGCUAUUGCAUAACGAAGUGUGCUCCGACACGCGCUUGAAGGGCUUGACGUAUAAACAAGCCUUACAAACUAUCGUGGCUACUGGGAAGGAAGCGUCGCCAAAGACAUUGCUGCAGGAAAUGGGGCGGCCCAGUAUCACUGUAGGCAUGGUGCGGAAUCGACUGCGGAAUGAACAAAGUCAAAAAGGAACGGUCGCUCAUAGUGAACUGUUUGAAGGUAACCACUGUUUCGCUGACGACAUUGCUCCAUCGCACAAACAAAGGUGACAAUGUUCCAAGCAGUGCUCAAAAGGAGAGCGGUAUGGGUACGUUGUUUAUUAUGAGUGCAUUUCAGAAAAGGUGCUGGAGGAAUGCUGCACCGAAGAGAGCGUACCACUGAAUACUAGCCCAACAUGCUCUGAAUGCCACCCACAAACCCCUGCCCACAUAGAAGAAGACAACUUUGGCGACGAGGCUCUGCCAGCAUAUGACAAACGCAGUGGAGUGCAGAGGUGCACAAACACUACAGUUGAAGCAGCAGAGGAAGCCUGCAGAUCUCCAUCCCCUCCCCUCCCCUGCCAAAGCUUGGAUCCCAAACUCAGCCUCUCUGGAUGUUAUAGCCUCCACGGUUCAAUACACUUUUCCUAUGCAAACCAUGCCACCGCCCUGUCCUCCCCACCCCUACUUUCCUGUUGCCUUACCUUUCCUCGCUUUCCUUUCACCACCAACCCUGUUCUUGCUUUCCUAUCCCUUUCCCUGCCCACGCCAUCCUUUAGCUUCCAUGCCUUUAUUGUUCUCUCCCCGUGACUCCCCUUGCCAACCCAUUCCCAC
This is a messenger RNA of Astrephomene gubernaculifera, 14183 nucleotides long. The record is from the annotation of a GenBank genome assembly. Lineage: Eukaryota; Viridiplantae; Chlorophyta; Chlorophyceae; Chlamydomonadales; Astrephomenaceae.